This is a messenger RNA of Maylandia zebra (zebra mbuna), 4094 nucleotides long. It is a transcript of the gene eps15l1b, whose product is annotated as epidermal growth factor receptor pathway substrate 15-like 1b. Gene Ontology annotation, cellular component: cytoplasm; plasma membrane; clathrin coat of coated pit. Gene Ontology annotation, molecular function: calcium ion binding; cadherin binding. Gene Ontology annotation, biological process: endosomal transport; endocytosis. The record is from RefSeq and is a predicted model, not a curated record. Lineage: Eukaryota; Metazoa; Chordata; Actinopteri; Cichliformes; Cichlidae.
CGCGGUGUCCACACCCACCGGAACCGCGGUCCCCGCCGGUCCCCAGGCGCUCGCGCCCGCUCCCUUUAAGGACUCUGUGCGCACUCCCGAGACACCAGGAGAUAUGGCGGCGUUCAUGACUCUGAGUCAGUUAUCAAGUGGAAACCCAGUUUAUGAAAACUACUACAGACUGCUCGACCCAGGAAACACAGGCAAAAUAUCAGCUGGCGAUGCAGCUCAGUUUCUUAAGAAGUCUGGCCUGUCAGACAGCACACUGGGAAAGAUUUGGGAUUUGGCAGAUUCAGAAAGAAAAGGCUAUUUGGACAAGCGGGGUUUCUUCAUAGCUUUGAGGCUGGUGGCAUCUGCGCAGGGUGGAAAUGACAUAAGUCUUCACAAUCUCAACCAAAACUUAGCUGCACCCAAAUUUAAAGAUACAAGCAGCCCAUUACUAACUGUUUCAACAACAGCAUCUGAUUCACAGUGGGCCAUUAAGCCUGAUGAAAAGGGAAAGUUUGAGGGAAUUUUUGAGAGUCUGUUACCUGUGAAUGGCCUCCUCUCUGGUGAUAAAGUCAGGCCAGUUUUGAUAAACUCCAAGCUACCUCUGGAUGUGUUAGGAAAGAUUUGGGACCUAAGUGAUGUGGACAAAGAUGGACACUUGGACAAAGAAGAAUUCACCGUGGCUUUGCAUCUUGUGUAUCGCACCAUGGAGAAGGAGCCGCUCCCCACUAGUUUACCCGCUUCCCUUAUCCCCCCUUCUAAGAGGAAGAAGACUGGGGUUGGACUUCCAGGUGCUGUUCCUGUGCUGCCUGCUCUGUCUGGCCUUGGAACUGGUCCAGCUCUUCUCAAAGAAACUUUACGCAGCACUUCUCCUCUGGUCAACACUACUCCCCUCGGCACUGCUGCUCUUUUUGGCUCCGGUGCUGCCAACCUUUCUCCAAAACAGUCAUUUAAGUCCAGUUCUCCGCCGGCGGUGAACUGGGUUGUACCAGUGGCUGACAGAGAGAAAUAUAAAGAAAUUUUCAAGAACACGGACACUGACAAUGACGGCCUCGUCAACGGCGGCGAUGUCAUCGAGCUCUUCAUGAAUUGUACGCUCUCCCAGACGAUGCUCGCACAGAUAUGGGGACUUGCUGACACAAAACAAACAGGCAAGCUGAACGAGGAGCAGUUUGCUCUAGCCAUGCAUUUGAUCCAACAAAAGGUCAAUAAAGGCAUCGACCCUCCCUCUGCUCUCACUCCUGACAUGAUCCCUCCAUCAGAACGAUCUGCAUCAUCAGCUAUGGGCUUUGACGGUAUCGGCUACACAGGGUCGACAGAGCCGACAGGUAUCAAAGAGCUGGAUGACCUCAGUAAGGAAAUAUCUCAUCUGCAGAGAGACAAAUUCAUCCUGGAGCAUGAGAUCAGAGAAAAGGAGGAGGCCCUCAGACAAAAAAACAGUGAUGUGCAGGGCUUGCAGAAUAAUUUGGAAAGGGAGAGCAGCAGCUUGCAAGACCUGGAGUCCCAGAAGCAGGAUGCCCAGGUACGCCUGGAGGAAAUGGACCAACAGCGCUCCAGGCUUGAAGGAAUGCUCAACGACAUCAAGCAGAAGUGCCAGGAUGAAACCCAGAAGAUUUCAUCCCUGCAUAGCCAGAUCCGCUCACAGGAGACUGACCUCCGCAGUCAGGAAGAUGAACUGAGUCGCACCAAAACGGACCUGAAUAGAGUCCAAGAGGAGGAGGCACAGCUAGAGCAGAGAUUGCUCUCCGGUCGGACUCAGCUGGACAGCAUCAUUAAGUCACUCAAAACCACCCAGGAUGAGAUCAGUCAGGCUCGUGGUAAGUUGUCACUGAUUCAAGAGAGCCAGAAAGAGUUGACCAAGACCAUUGAGCAGUACAACAAUGCUUUGAAAGAAAUCAACGCAGGAAACUUGAGCAACCUGCCGGACCUAAAUGAAGGCUUUGCUGAAAGGGAGGAUGGAAGCUUCAGAAGUACGGAGGGCUCUUUAAAGUCAAGGAUAGCCAUGUUCAACAACAACAGUGCUGCCAAGGAGACUCGAGCAGACCCCUUCAAGAUGGAGGAUCCCUUCAAAUCUGACCUCUUCAAAGAUCCAUUUGGAAGUGAUCCUUUCAAAGAAAGCGACCCUUUCAAAGGCACCUCAUCUGAAGACUUUUUUAAGACAACUGACAGGCCAGACUUGUUUGGAUCUGGAGACCCCUUUAGCAGAAAACCUGUACCUCCAGUCAAGCCAAGUCCUUUUGGCAGCAGUGACUCCUUCAGAUCAAACAGCCCAAAAACAAAGGACUCAGAUUUGUUUGGGAAAGCAGACCCCUUUGGAAGCAACUCUUUUGGAAGCAAGGGGGGUGGAUUUGCUGACUUUAGUCAGAUGUCAAAGAAGUCGGACAAUCCUGUACUCCCAAUCCCAAAGAAAAGUGUGCCUAAGAGGCCUGCACCUCCCUAUGGUUUGAGUCCAUCAGAGCUGCUCCAGAGCGUUGGCUCCACAGCAGACGGUGCAGACUCUUUCUUUACGACACAGUCGAGUAAAACAUCCAAAGAUUAUCCUAUGGGUUUUGCAAAUUUUGCAUCUUUUGGAAGUGAGAGCGAGCAGCUGGAGUGGGCCAAGCGUGAGAGCGAGCAUGAGGAACGGGAGAGGUUGAGGAGGCUGCAGCUCCAGGAGCAGAAGGACCUGGAGCUGGCCAUCGCUCUCAGCAAGACCACCAUGCCGAACACCUGAGCAGGCGUGCUCCAGCACAACUUUCUGUCCCCUUCACUUUUCCUUACAGCCCGCCAUCUACAGGCUCGUGACAACAGUACCAUCAUUGGCCCGACAUGACUAGCACCCCCUGUUACCAACUUGUGCAAGAGCCCAGUGUUUCUGCAGCUAUGACUGUACUUGUGUUCAAAUGACUCCACAUUUAGCUACUAGUUAAGGUUCAUUGCUCCCAAACUAUGUGGAAACUAUAAUCAGGGACAAUAUGGAGGCACUUGAUUUAAGCCUUGCUUCAUCCUCCAAGAACAUGGAUUUAACGCAAGCCAAACCGGCAGGGUACUCGACUACUACAACCUAUAUCUAACUCCAUAUCUGGUUAUGGCUAAUCAGCCUUACCUUAUCCAAAUUUGUGGGGGCUUUUUUGAAGGUAAAAUAACAUUUUAAAAAUAUUUUUGUUUUAUUUAGAAACGAAAGCAGCUAAUUUGUCAUGUAUGAAGUGAGAUACAUCCUAAAACUGUUUUUAUAUCGCUCAGAAAAAUCACAAUGAAAGUCGAAACAUUUGCUCUGCUGACAUUCAAUUGACUUUUUUCAAAUUUAUUUUGUUUUGUUUUUAUUUUGUUUUAUUUCAUUUUUUAGGAAACCUCUUCUUUUAGUGUAUAUAGUUAUACGGUUUUAUUUUGAGCUCAACCAAAUAAAAGACAGGGGGGAAAAAACUCCAUUCCUGUCUUAAACAAGUUAUGAGAUCAUCAGUAGCAUGAUUUAAUUCUCAUUUUAAAUGCUACUGGUGUUUCUGGGCAUUUAUGCUUUCAUAGCUAAUAUUUAUAUAAGUAAAGUGCAUGAAUUAAAAGAGUACUGGAAUAUAUUGGAAAUCCUAAAGAUGCUAAUGAUACUCAUUACGGUCUUCCUUUCCUGUGAACCCAGCUCUGUCCACUUGGAGCGCUCUUCCUCUGCGAACAGCUUGUUUGUCAGAUAGAUCAUCAUUGGUUGCAUUGUUGUAACACCCAAAUAGCUCCCUGCAACUAAUGCCUCUAUUAAAUGGAGGAAGUGUAAACCUCUCUUGUUUAUACUGGUGCUGUUACACCUUUUUACUACUUCUGCUAUUCAGCCAAAUCGACCUUUUGGAUAUUUAUUAUUUUUCAUAUGGAUUUGUGUUAUCACUGUCUAGUAAUCUAGUGGGAGGACUUUUCUGCAAAUGGCCUGAAUUAUUGCAUCCUUGUAAUCAUACAAAACACUAAUCAGGUUUAUGUGGCACAUAAUGUAUGCACUGUUAUGUGGACAUGCACAGAGUGACGGCGCCUUAUUUUUCAACACGUUAACACUGUAAUGUGUUAUUGCUGCACAUUAUGUAUAUAAUUUUGAGGUAAAGGUUUGAGUUGCUCAAAACUGUAAGGACUUUUAAUUGAAUAAAAGUGAUUUUUAACACCAAGCA